AUGGAAAAUAAUGCUCGUUUAUUUUGCCCUCAUUUAGAUCCACCUAAAAUAAAUUUCAGUGCAAAUCCAAUCUAUACAGCCCUGGAAGCUAAUGAAGAGAUAAAUAUUACCGUCUAUGGAAAACCGAAACCUGAUUUCAUCUGCACAGACAUUGACAUAACAGAACCUCGUGAAAUAGUAGAACUUCCAGACGAUAAACCAGGACUCAGUCGAUAUGUCAUGCGCAUUAACAGUGUGACUGCUAAUGAUUUGGGAAAUCACAUGUGCUCGGCAACAAAUAAAUUUGGCACCGAUAACAAAUACCUUAAAUUUACGCUUACUCCAUCCAAACCAGAGGUUGUUUCCCCUCCGUAUUCCAACCAUGCUGAUUACUACCUUUUGGGAUGGAGAUCGAUGUCUAAAUCAAUUAUGAAAAAUGCUACAAUCAAAAUUAAAUCUUACAACGAUGGUACGGAAGCAGAAGACACCAGAACGGUUUCACUAAACGAUCCGUUGGUGGCCAAAGGAAAUACCUCUUCGGAGGAGAUUCAGGAGUUUUGGCAUCACUUGGCCAAUUUGGCUCACGAUUCCGAACACACUGUCCACAUUCGAGCAUGCAAUGAAUACGAUUGCACGGAAUUCGAUCUUCAAGUACCGAAUGUAAAAUUCAAAACAAUGAAAGACAGUAAUUUGAGCACACCAUUUAUCCACUCAACUGCAGUUCUUUUUUGGCCUUACACAAAUUUUGUAUCUUUAGGUUCCCUUAAAAUCGAUCCAUCUCUCCUGCUUUUGCCACCUUCGGCUUCUCUUCGAGGUAAUUGUAUAAAAUGCGCAUUACUAAUUGGUCAUAUAUUCCUUUGCAUUAUAGCCAGUUAUUAG
Molecule: messenger RNA, 858 nt
Organism: Rodentolepis nana
Lineage: Eukaryota; Metazoa; Platyhelminthes; Cestoda; Cyclophyllidea; Hymenolepididae
Source: the annotation of a GenBank genome assembly